Messenger RNA from Phanerochaete carnosa HHB-10118-sp, 312 nucleotides. RefSeq lists its product as uncharacterized. The coding region runs from base 1 to 312 and encodes 103 amino acids. The record is from RefSeq and is a predicted model, not a curated record. The transcript has 2 exons. NCBI's taxonomy places the organism in Eukaryota, Fungi, Basidiomycota, Agaricomycetes, Polyporales, Phanerochaetaceae.
AUGGCACAUUCUCGUCAAGAACUCACAUAUGCCUUCAUAGCCGGUAUGGCAGGCCUUGCACCGACCAUCGUCGUCGUCGCUAUGGCCGUGGCACAAGCUGUUUCGAUGUUGCGACAGUCGGGGGAGAUCUCGGCGUUCUCCCCCACCGCCAUCACCGCCAUCACGAAGUAUGACGAGCGGAAGCUUACCCUGAAACGGCAAGUCCUCGACCUCCCCAACACGCACACGCGAACCCCCGCUCUGCCUGCAUACAUGCUUCUUAGCUUUAUCCACCAUGCGCUGUCUGACGAGGGCUGCAAUGCUCGUCUGUGA